Betta splendens (Siamese fighting fish) is the source of this 801-nucleotide messenger RNA. RefSeq names its product myosin, light polypeptide 3, skeletal muscle (gene mylz3). The transcript is spliced from 6 exons. Gene Ontology annotation, cellular component: contractile muscle fiber; myosin II complex. The record is from RefSeq and is a predicted model, not a curated record. Bases 126 to 578 code for a protein of 150 amino acids. Gene Ontology annotation, molecular function: calcium ion binding. Lineage: Eukaryota; Metazoa; Chordata; Actinopteri; Anabantiformes; Osphronemidae.
UACAUGACGUCACGUGCCCGGGUUAAAUAAGAGGGGGCUUUGACCAUGGCUCAGGACCACUCUGUCUUGGGACUCCAGCUUCUCAUCUCCUUUUCUUUCCGCUCCUGCAGCUCCUACCCUCCAAAAUGACCGAGUUCUCAGCGGAUCAGAUUGAGGACUUCAAGGAGGCUUUUGGUCUCUUUGACAGAAUUGGUGACAGCCAGGUGGCCUACAACCAGGUUGCUGACAUCAUGCGCGCUCUUGGACAGAACCCCACCAACAAGGAUGUUCAGAAGAUUCUGGGCAACCCUUCUGCUGACGACAUGGCCAACAAGAGGAUCAACUUUGAUGCUUUCCUGCCCAUGCUGAAGCAGGUCGAUGCCCUCCCCAAAGGUACCUAUGACGACUAUGUUGAGGGUCUGCGUGUGUUCGACAAGGAGGGCAACGGCACAGUCAUGGGUGCUGAGCUGCGCAUCGUGCUGUCCACCCUGGGAGAGAAGAUGACUGAGCCUGAGAUUGAUGCCCUUAUGGCCGGCCAGGAGGACGAGAACGGCAGUGUGCACUAUGAGGCUUUCGUCAAGCACAUCAUGUCUGUGUAAGAGGCCAGCAGUUGAAGUGCUGAAGGACCUGUAGCUCGCCUACAGACAGCCUACGGUGUUCAGGACAUCUACACUGUUUCAAAGACCAACCAAGGAAAGACAAGGACUAUGUACAAGGGAUGUUGAAGCAAACCCAUCUUGUUGUUUAUUUUGUUUUCCUUCACGUUUCAUUUCAAACCCUCCUCCCUCGGGACAUCUCUACGACCUCUCAACUGUAGACCCC